Cladocopium goreaui is the source of this 946-nucleotide messenger RNA. The record is from the annotation of a GenBank genome assembly. Lineage: Eukaryota; Dinophyceae; Suessiales; Symbiodiniaceae.
CAUCCUUCCCCUUUUUUUCGCGCCAUUCGCCAUGCUAACCAUGCAGCCUGUGCACCAGCUACCACGGCCCAGUAUGCCCAGCGUAAGCUGGAGACAAGGUGCCGUGCCCACCGGCCCCGUCGUCCCACGGCGUUCCGCCGUUCCGGUGCAACGCCGGCGGUCCGCCGCCACGGCCCUGGCGACCGCGGUCGCGUGGCAGAGGAGGCUGCCGAAUGUGCUCACAGCGAUGCGAGUGCUGAUGGUUCUUCCCAUCGUGGUGUUGUUCUACACCCGGCGCAGCCACCUCUGUGCCUUGCUCUUCGCAGUGGCUUCCCUGACGGAUUUCCUGGACGGCUAUCUGGCACGGCGCUGGCAGGUGCAGUCGCCCUUUGGGAAGUUCCUGGACCCGGUGGCUGACAAGCUGUUGGCUUCAGCUGUCCUGGUGCUGCUCCCGUCCACGUCCAGCUCCACGGCGCCGCUACUGGCGGUGCCCGCGGUGCUAAUCAUCCUGCGUGAAAUCUUGGUCAGUGCCCUCCGAGAGUGGACCGCCCUGGCAGGCGAAAGUGCCUUGAGCCAAGUGGGUGUCCUGGGCAAGUUGAAGACUGCCACGAUUCUCAUCAGUCUCUGUGGCUUAUUGGCCUCAUCGGAAGAAGCUUUUCAGUCCAUGGUUUUCACAGGUUCGCUGGUGCUUCUCUAUGUGGGGGCCAUCUUGGCAUAUGUUUCCAGCGUCGACUACAUCAUCAAGUCGCUGCCGGCUUUCCGCUCCAAAAACUGACAGAGGAAGACCAUCAGCCCUGACCGGCCAUACCCAAUCAAAAUGAUACUUGUGUGAUACUUGUGUGGAUUGUAGGCUGCUCUACGACUCUACGGUAUGGGUUGAUCCAUGUUGAUCCAUUGACCAUGGACCAUCACGGGCGGUCGAGCAGUCGAGCACCAUUGCCGUGCAGCCAUCGCGGUGGCGUGAUGA